CCCGUCGUUCAUCAUCUCCCUUCGUAAUGAACGACGCCCAGCCACGAUACCGGAACAAUGCCUUGAAUGAGGAGAGGCCGGAAUCACUCCUUCGCCGUUCAUGGCAUGCAAUGACUGACAUCUUUACCCCUUUCUCAUCGUCUGCCCUUGGGACUCUACCCAACGUUGCUCGACCUCAACGAUAUCCCCGAGCCGAUGCAAUUCCAGACACUGAACAUGACGUGGACGGACAAAGACCUACGGUACGGGAUUACCAUUCCAUCUCCUCGGCCCCUCCGCAAGUCAGAGUACCAAAGAAGAUCGCUACUCCAGUGAAAGUCGAAGGCAAAGUCUGGUUUGCUAACGAAAGAACAUGGGUAGCUUGGUUGAACCUCUCCGUCUUACUCGGCACUCUCGCUCUGGCCCUCUUCAAUGCAUCCAAGGACAAUAUUGCACGCAACUUUGCGUACAUCUACGCCGUAAUUAGCGUUGGUGUGCUGAUUUAUGGAUAUAUCCUUUACCAGAAACGAAUCACUAUGAUUCAGCGACGGGAUCCGGGACAUUUCGACGAUAUUGUUGGACCUAUCGUGGUCGGUACACUGCUCUUUCUCGCGGUUUUGACCAACUUCAUCAUUCGAGUCCGUGAAUUACGCGAUAAAAAUGUUCCAAUUCCAGGAACGGACUUCGUGAUGAACAUUUUAAAGCCUUACGGAAAUUUGUUUUUUUCUUUUACUACCCUGCACAAGUAACAUGUUUCCCUUCGAAUAACCAAUUCAAUGUCGGACACUUUGCGACCUCUCGAUAAGCUGUCUGCGCUCUAUUCGCUUGCUCAUGCCGUUUGCGCAAUUGAUUAUGACUUCCUGCAUUACAGUAAUUAAUGGCGGAUAAUGCCUCAAUUCACC
Messenger RNA from Marasmius oreades (fairy-ring Marasmius), 881 nucleotides. RefSeq lists its product as uncharacterized. Lineage: Eukaryota; Fungi; Basidiomycota; Agaricomycetes; Agaricales; Marasmiaceae. Gene Ontology annotation, cellular component: fungal-type vacuole membrane; vacuolar transporter chaperone complex. The transcript is spliced from 6 exons. Bases 27 to 728 code for a protein of 233 amino acids. The record is from RefSeq and is a predicted model, not a curated record.